Messenger RNA from Rasamsonia emersonii CBS 393.64, 294 nucleotides. RefSeq lists its product as uncharacterized. The annotation marks the transcript as partial. The transcript is spliced from 2 exons. The record is from RefSeq and is a predicted model, not a curated record. Lineage: Eukaryota; Fungi; Ascomycota; Eurotiomycetes; Eurotiales; Trichocomaceae.
GACACUCGCUGGCGAUGUUAUCGGGUCUCCAUCCAAGAAGGAGAUAUCGCAAUAUCUGAGCACGCUUUACAGGACUCAAACCACGCGUUAGACGGCGACGAGGACGCUCAGGAGGAAAGUCAGAAGAACCUCAGAUAUGACAAAUUCAGUAAAAAAUCGAUGGGAUUUGGUGAGAAAAAUCAGUAUUUUGGUGGUUUGGAGGGCUUCCGAUACAAAAGUUGCAAUUUUUUGAGGUUUUGGGGUGCCAAGACUGCACCAAAUUUUGCAUACGCUAAAUCAUUAUAUCUAAUCUAA